Aureobasidium musti is the source of this 1830-nucleotide messenger RNA. NCBI's taxonomy places the organism in Eukaryota, Fungi, Ascomycota, Dothideomycetes, Dothideales, Saccotheciaceae. The record is from the annotation of a GenBank genome assembly.
UCUGCCAUGGACGUUAAACAGGAUCCCUACACCUGGGAAGGUGCAACUGGAUGGCGGCAAUAUCGAAUGUUAAGACCAGGCCGUGGCAUGUACUACGACAUCAAAAGACGACUACCAUACUACUGGAGCGAUAUCAGAGAUGCUGUUACCUAUAGAACAUUCGCUGCCACAGUCCGAAUGUACUUUGUCAAUUUAUUACCCGCGCUAGCAUUCUUAUUAGAUAUGAAUCGUCACACUGAUGGCUUCUUUGGUGUGAAUGAGGCACUGUUCUCUUCCGCUCUUGCAGCAAUUGUCUUCAGCACUUUGGCUGCUCAGCCGCUAACCAUUGUUGGUAUUACUGGUCUGAUUUCUCUUUUCAACUACACAAUCUACGACAUUGCUGUAAAGCAGGGAAUCCGCGAUUUGUACCCGGAAUUUCUGGCAUGGGUUGCUAUCUGGGCAGCCAUUACUCAUUGGAUCACAUCGUUUGGAAAUCUUUGUGAUUACAUGCGAUUCAUUACCGAUUUCUCAAGUAAUGCCUUCGGCAUGUAUGUUGGUAUCAUCUACAUGAAACUUAUCGCUCAAUUUUACGAGAGCACACAUGAGGCCGGCUUCCUGAGCAUUGUGGUCGCAUUAUGCUACUGGGCCACAGUCUAUGCAUUGGAGAUGCUCCCUCAUACCGUGGUCUUCAGCCCAGUCGUUCGCAAGGUGCUAUCUGAUUACGCGUAUCCUAUCGCCACCCUGUUCUGGACUGGCUUUGUUCACAUUCCAGGAACCAUCAAACAGGCAGACGUGCUUACCUUGCCUAUUACCAAAGCAUUCUAUCCCUCGACAGAUCGCAGCUGGUUGAUCCAAUUCUGGAAUCUUCCUGUUAAGUGGGUGUUCGUUGCUCUACCCAUUGGCAUACUCGUGACCCUGUUGUUCUACCNNUAUGACCACAACGUCAGCAGUAUCGGCGCUCAAGCAAGACAAUACCCUCUCAAGAAGCCUGCCGGAUUUCAUUGGGACUUUGCCCUCCUCGGCGCCACAUGUUUCAUCGCUGGCAUCAUCGGCAUUCCCAUGCCUAACGGUUUAGUUCCUCAAGCUCCCGUCCACACAGACUCCUUGACAGAAUACAAAGACAAGCUCGUCAUCAGUCACGAAACUGAAGAUGACGAUGGCCGACCCAUGGAGCGCAGANAAAAGGUCUUUGUUGCCGAGAUGGUGGUUGAACAACGUAUCAGCCAUUUCCUCAUGGGUCUCGCCAUCGUAGGCACAAUGACUGGUCCUCUCCUCAUCGUACUCCACACGAUGCCUCGCUGCCUCUUCUGCGGUGUCUUCUUCGUCGUCGGCUGGGGCUCUAUCGAAGGCAACGGCAUGACGCAAAAGCUCAUCUUCCUUAUCAAGGAACACCGUUUCAUCGACCCGUCUGAGCCACUCUUACAAGUUCCAAGAACAAAGAUCAUGCUGUUCCUGCUCUUCCAGAUCUUGGGUGUAGGGUUCAGCGUCGCCAUCUCGCAAACCAUCGGCGCUAUCGGGUUCCCUGUCAUUAUCAUAUCGCUUAUCCCUCUGCGGUGGUCGUUGAUGCCACACUUGUUCACCCGCAGAGAACUAGAGAUUAUGGAUGCACUCACUGCAGACUCUGAUGUUGUGCUAUGUAGUCUGGGUGGUAAGCCCGUCAUGCCCGAAGUUGCGCUGGAGCGAAAGAGACGAGGUUUCACUGCCGAGGAAGAAGGAGAUAGUGGACAUAUGAGCGACAAAGAGAAGGACAGCUCCACUCCGGGAGAAGAGAGUCCUGAGGUGAGGAGAAUGCUCGAACUAGAGCAGUCAGGACGCGGAAGUGGGCCUUACACCGCUGGUAAACACGAUUAG